Messenger RNA from Entrophospora sp. SA101, 1716 nucleotides. NCBI's taxonomy places the organism in Eukaryota, Fungi, Glomeromycota, Glomeromycetes, Entrophosporales, Entrophosporaceae. The record is from the annotation of a GenBank genome assembly.
AUGUCCUUUGCAGGUUCCACAAACAAAUCUUCUUGUCCAAACUCCAUAAUAAAAAUGUGGGUUCUUCUCGAAGGGCAACCGAGGGCUAUAAAAUUGAAAGCUGAUUUAUCCGAGGUCGAAGACUUGGACGAUUUCGCACCUAUUCUCAAGAGAGAGUUCGAAGAGUUAAAAAACGUUAAAAAUCAAAAUAUCGUAUUCUUAGAUAACAACAACACACUUCUUUCACCAGACACUUGUUUACAAACUCUGGCAUACAAUACAACAGCUAAAACGCCACUUCUUGUUCGUUACUCACUCUCAAAUGCAAACAGUAAAUGUAAAAUACCACAUACCAGUGGUUCCUUAAGUUUGUUGCGAGAGGAAGUCGUAAAAAGAUUUAAGGAGAUACAGACAGAAGAAUUCUACUUUUUCAAUGAUGAAACAAAAGAAGAGAUUCGGAAUGAGUAUAGCUUUAACAUCCUAGUAUCUCAGACCGAACUAAAUAGUAACAACUAUAAUCUUAAGUUAAAAGUCAAAGUCGAGGGUAAAAGGUCUUAUAGCGAUUGGGAACUAAAGGAUGUGUUUAAGGAAAUAUUACGACGGGAUUAUAAAUCUCUUGGUGGUAUGCCAAGAUUUAACUUGAAUGACCUACUCUCGUUAGAGCACCCAUUUACUGAGAACGAAUUAAAAAGUUUCGUUGAUGAACUUCAAAAAACACUUAAUGCAUUCAAGAAAGAAUUCGGCAUCAAUGAGGAGACGGCUCGUGAAUAUAUUUCUACCUUCAUGAAAACUGCGUUUUGCCAUAUACAAGACUACAUAAACGAAUCAGCACAGUUGAGCGUGGAAAUAGACCUGGAGGGAAGUCGCGGGUAUGGCCCUGUAGACUACAUGGUGGUUAUCAUUAAAAUUUUGGUGCUGUUAUGUGAAGCAAAAGCGGAAAAUAUGAACAAGGGAACAGCUCAGGUUCUUGUGCAAAUGCACAGUGCGAUAGAACAACAAUUGGGUAAACGCAAGCACGGCCAAAUGGAACAAGCGAUGUUCGGAAUAGUUACAACUGGAAAAUUAUGGCGAUUUGUCCGUUGGACUGGAUCAUUAGAAGAACCGACAGUUCAUAUUUCUGAAGAGUACACUUGCAAUUUUAAGGGUAACAUGGAACCCGAAAAGGAAGUGUUAAGAUAUAUUGCUCAGAUAUUACAAGCCCAAGCUAUGGCAUUUGGUGUUGAUGAUAAGGACAGUGGUCAUCCUUCAAAACGUCAAUACAGUUCAUCGGAAACUAAGAUAAAUGAAGAAGCAAAGCUUCGAAUCUCCGACUCAUCCACCACAAUUCCUAUCCCUUCUACUCAUAUCUCUAAAUCUUCAGGUCUAGGCUAUUUGCCGAAAACUCAGAUAGAUAAUUGGAGUGCAAUGUGCUCUGAUAACGAUGAUGAAGCAGGGUAUUAUUGGAAUCCGACGAGUUUAGGUGAUCUCCCAAAUGGUGGUAUCUGCUUGAGCACAUCAGAACGGCAAAGUUUAGCAAAUCUGGUUGGUAUACCUCGAUAUUUCUACGUUGACCAUGCUGAAAUCCCAUUAACUCGACAUAAAUUGCACACUAAAUCCCUCAUUCGUUUAUUAUUGAUCUUAAGAAAUAUUAUGAUUGUGAAUAAAAGCUUACUAAUACAGGCGUUAGAACAAGCUAGUGCUCAUCCACCUCGAAAUGUUCAUCCAAGCACCACCGUUUCAUCACCACCACAUAAAUAA